CGCUGCGUGCGCGGCGGCGAAGUUGAGCGAGGCGGGAGGAAGGAAGUUAGGGAGCAGCCCGCCAGCAGAGGCGCCCCCUGGCACCUGCGCCACCCUGGGCGGGCGACACAUCGCGCUCCCAGGGCCGCGCCGCCGCCUCUCUGGUGGCGGGGCCUCAGGCCUUUGCGCAGCAGAUAAACCGAACUCCAGCCUGAAAUUGAAGGUCCACAGCACGAAAAAAGAUGCGAGCCUCCAAAUAUGGUCCCUGUGCUCUCUGGUCCUGUCCGGUGCCCACAGCUGAGGGAGUCACCCUGGAGCAGAGCUGGGGGGUGCCAGAGCCCAAAGUUGGAGACCUGAUUGAGAUUUUCCGCCCUUUCUACAAACACUGGGCCAUCUACGUUGGUGAUGGUUACGUGGUCCACCUGGCACCCCCAAGUGAAAUUGCGGGAGCUGGUGCGGCCAGCAUCAUGUCCACCCUGACUGAGAAGGCGGUGGUGAAGAAGGAGCUGCUGGACGAUGUGGUCGGGAGAGACAGGUACCGGGUCAAUAACAAACACGAUGGCAAGUACUCGCCGCUGCCUCCCAGCAAAAUCGUCCAGCGGGCGGAGGAGCUGGUGGGGCAGGAGCUGCCCUAUUCGCUGCCCUGUGAGAACUGCGAGCACUUUGUGAACGACCUGCGCUAUGGAGUCGCCCGCAGCGACCAGGUCAGAGAUGCCGUCGUGGUGGCUGGCAUCACGGGAGUGGGCUUGGCCGCCAUGGGCCUCAUUGGAGUCAUGUUCUCCAGAAACAAGCGGCAGACGCAAUAAGUUGAAGGGACUGUCCCGGCAGCAGUGACAUUUGUACAUUUAGGGGGCCUUGUUUGGCCUGAUUUCGGUUUGCGGAUUUCAGUUUGCAGAUUUCAUGCUGUUUGAUGAUAAGGCUUAUUUUUGCAGGAUAAAAUAAAGCCCAGUAAGGGAGGACUUUACUGGAGGAAACGCA
Molecule: messenger RNA, 957 nt
Organism: Hyaena hyaena (striped hyena)
Lineage: Eukaryota; Metazoa; Chordata; Mammalia; Carnivora; Hyaenidae
Product: phospholipase A and acyltransferase 3-like
Exons: 6
Coding region: 222-785 (187 amino acids)
Biological process (GO): N-acylphosphatidylethanolamine metabolic process
Cellular component (GO): cytoplasm
Molecular function (GO): glycerophospholipid phospholipase A1 activity; A2-type glycerophospholipase activity
Source: RefSeq, a predicted model, not a curated record